AUGCGCUUGUUGAUCGCAGUUGCCCUUGUGGCACUUGCAACCUUCACAGAAUCAGUUGAUCCUUGUAAACGUCAACCGUUCCGCGGAAGAUGUCCAUCAUUAAAUGGUGAAGCGCCAAAACGUUCGCAAUUUGUUUUGAGAUAUUAUUUGAGAAAUGGAGAAUGUGUUAGUUAUCCAUACGGUAAGUUCAAAUAAUUAUUUGAAACAAUUUCUGAAUCUUGUCUAAUUCAAAAUGUUUUAGGACAUUGCGCGCAAGACCCAAGUGAGCCAACAUUAUAUAGAUACAAGGAAGAAUGUGAGGAUGCUUGUAUUUCGAAUGCGCCAGCAAAUUUGGGUGCACCGAAAGAUGUUGCUCCAGAAAAGGUUAGUUGAAUUUUUGCUGAGCAUGAUUUUGCAUGUCAUCGAAUUUUAGGUGAAAAAGGUUGAGUUUUAUUCAUCCACUGAGGCUACAACAACAACUUCGCCCAGCGAAGAUGUUACUUCAACUGGUCAACCAUUUGAAUUUAAUGGUGAAGAUUUGGAUAAAACAACCACCACAACUACUGAAAUGCCUUUUGAAUUCACCGAAGAACCAGUCACUACCACAACACAAAGCACUGAAAAACCUACUGAAAACCCCACCACUCAAACUAGCAGCACAGAAGUUUCAACCACAGAGCAUGUUACUACCACAGAAGUUACCACAGAAGCUAGUACUACCACAACUGAAGAAGUUACCACAACAAAACAAUCCACAACUCAGGCGCCAACCUCAACUGAAGCUGUUACCUCCCCAUCAACCACAGUCGAGGUUACCACCGUUACAACUGAAGCACCAACUACAACAUCAACCGCCACACGAGCUCCAGUUACUACAACUACCACUGAAGCUGCUACAACCACAACAGAAGCUCGCGCUCAAACCACAGCUGGACCAAGAACUGGUAAGAUCUUCCGAAACAUUUUUUUUUCAAUCGAAUUUUUUUUCAGAAUGCGAACGUCGUCGUUUAUCAGCCAGUCAAUCUACAAUUCAAGGAUCUUUCAUUCCAGUUUGUACAGUGAAUGGAGAUUUCGAGAAACUUCAAUGCGAAGUCAACGGAGAACAAUGUUUCUGUGUUGAUGCUCAUGGUAUCGAAGUUCCAAACAGUCGAUCAACUGGAAGAGUUCGACCAGAUUGUAAUUGUGAGUUUCAUUUUUAAUUAGAAACUCAUUUUAUAUUCAAAAUUUCUUGUUUAGCACUUCAAUCAACAAAGACUGUCAGUACCAAAGAAUGUGUUGGAUCAGCAAUUGUUGGACCUUGUCAAGGAAACGUUGCUCGUUUCUUCUAUAAUGAAGACAGCCAAAAAUGUGAGCAAUUCACAUAUUCCGGAUGUGGUGGAAAUGGAAAUAACUAUGAAACCCGUGAAUCUUGUGAAGAUAGAUGUGCUCCACCACCAGUUGGACUUCCAAAAUGUGAAAUCGGAGAGCCACUUAAAACAAAAAUCGGAGUUCCAUUCAACUGUGCCAAGACAGAUUGUCCAUCUGGAUAUCGAUGCAGCGUUGUUCAACAUUCAAGUGUCUGCUGUCCAGAAAACACUAAAGCUGUUGGACUUCAAACCAACGGACGUGCUUCCAGAUGUUCACUUCCAAAACAAAGAGGACCAUGCGAUAAAUACGAACUACGUUUCUAUUUCAACGCUGAUCUCAAUGAAUGCAAAUAUUUCUUCUGGGGAGGUUGUGAGGGUAACACCAAUAAUUUCGAACGUGUUGAAGAUUGCGAAAGUGCUUGCGGAGUUUCACAACAUUCACGUGUUACAAACAAACCAAACACUGAAAUCAGAACUACACAAGGUAUCAGAAUCACUCCAAAUGGUAGAAUGAAUUGGGAAGAAACUGAAACAACAACUCCAACUGGACCAGAACCACCAGUUCCAUCAACCACCACAACAUCUGCUCCAAGAACAGUUGCUCAAACCACUACAGUUCCAACAACCACAAGAAGAUCAACAACUACAACUCGUGCUUCAAGAAUCUCUCAAACAACUCCAGUUGCUUCAGAAGAAGAGGAAGAAGUUGUCGAAGAAGAAGAAGAGGAUCAUCAACCAAUUCAUGUUCAACCACCAGUUCCAGUUCAAAACACUGUUUUGCUUGGAGGUAUCGAGGAUUCGUCAACUGACAGCGGUUUGCUUUUUAAUGCUUAUUUAUUAUUUUUAUUCUAAGUUUGCGCAGUGUCGCUUCAAAACCUCAGUUUUCAUAUUUAUGUUUUAACAAAAAUAUUCUGUUUUGCUAACUAUUUUACGAGUCAGGAAAUAAUUUUUUGUUGAUAACUUCAAAAUUAAAUUAAAAAACUAACUUGUCCAAUUUUCAAAAACAAUUUCAAGAAAUCUCAAAAAAUCCAAACCAUAACCACAGUAACUUUUAAUCAUUGAUUCCUGACUAUAGUACAACUCAGUCAAACUGAUUUAAUCUGAAGAUUGUAUCACGAAAAUUUCUUUGAAAAAAGCAAUAUCGAAAUUUUGACCUAAAACAAUCCUGACUCGUUCUAGGAAAAAAAAAUGAAAUUUUAUCCAUAAUAGCUUAUCCUAACUUAUGUUAUUUUAUGUUUCUAAUUCCAAACAACUAUUCAAUAUUUUUCAGUGAACCGAUGCUUGCAUCCAAAAGAUGCUGGAAACUGCCGUGGGCAAUUCGUUCGUUGGUUCUUCGAUGCUGAAAAGAAAUCAUGCGAUGUCUUCAGCUACACUGGAUGUCAAGGAAACGGAAACAAUUUCGCUAGUCAAGAAGAAUGUCUUGCUAUUUGUCAUCGCGCUGAACCAGUUGUUCAACAACCACAACUUCCAGACUUCAAACAAAUUUGCAGCAACGAUGUAGAUGCUGGAGAAUGUAACGGUGUCUUCGAAAGAUUUGCUUUCGAUAGUGAAACUGAAGAUUGUCGCGCUUUCACUUAUGGAGGAUGCGGUGGAAACGGUAACAACUUCGCAACAAUGCAAGAAUGUAGACAACGUUGUGUCAAAUCAUCUACCGAAACACGUGUCAAUAUUUGCGAAUCAGACAUUGAUGUUGGAGAGUGUUCAGGAGUUUUCCAACGUUUCGCUUUCGACAAAACUAUCAACAACUGUAAGAAAUUCACAUACGGAGGAUGCGGUGGAAAUGGAAACAACUUCGCCACUCUUCAAGAAUGUACCAACAGAUGUAUCAACAAAGUCUGCCCAGAAACUCCAUCCUGCGAUGUUACUCGUUGUCAACUUGUCAAUGAUCGUUCAGGAUGUCCAUUCUGUUCGUGUCCACCAGUCAAACAACCAAUGCCACCAGCUCCAAAAUGUGCACCAAUCAAGAAAUCCGAGUGUGAAGAGCCAUGCAUCAUUUUCAGUAACAGAAAGGGAUGCGAGGAAUGUGUCUGCCCACAAGAUCCAACCAAAUCCCCAUCAUCAGUUCAACCCCCAGCUCCAAGUAGCUUCCAAGCCGGACCACCAGCCAGUUCAUCAACAAGACCAACUGAAGCUGCUCCACCAGCACCCUCAAGACAAUGUAAGUUUAAAAAUGAGAAUUAAAAAUUAAUCGGAAGAAAUGUUUUCAGUUGCUGCCAAUACUUUCGAACAAGCUAAACCAUCUGAACUUCCAUCACUUCCACGUCAAAUCGCUGAUCAAAUUCAAGAAAAAUGUCUUCAACCAGUUGAACCAGGACCGUGCAAAAACUUUGCCGAUCGUUGGUAUUUUAAUGUUGAUGACGGAACUUGUCAUCCAUUUAAAUAUGGUGGAUGUGCUGGAAACCGUAAUCAUUUCUUCACUCAAAAAGAAUGCGAAGUUCAUUGUGCUCGAUUCUUAGGUUUGUGAUUUUUGAAAAUGUUUACUGAUUGCUUGUAAUUUUACCAUUUUCUUUAUUCGCAUGAGCACUCACUCACCCCACGCACCUGAAUCUAUUUUCAGGCAACAAAAAUGCACUUAACACAUAUCUCAACUCACAACAACAUCAACAGCUGGAACCUCUCAAGAGACCCAGACAACACAGUGUUGCGAAUGUGCAUGUUUCAAAACCCAUCGAAACCUCUUACACCUCACCAAAAAUCGAUGAUUAUACACCGCCUGCGCCAAACAACAAUCUCGUUGGAUUGUCGCCACCAGUUCAUCCAACAUAUUUUACUUAUAAUGGACAAGAUCAAGGAGGACAUCGACAAUUUGCUGCUGGAAAUCAACAAGGUCAAGGAGUUCAAGUGCCAGUUCCAGAAGGAGUUGUUCCACUCAAACAAAAUCGAGGCAAUUUUGAUGGGCGUGAAAGAUUUGCAGUUGUUGAUCAUCCAAAACAACAAGCCAGUCCAAAUUUCCAACCAUCCAAAGAAUGGUUCCAAACAACUUUGACACCAUGGUGGCUUCAAAAUCCAACAACAACUUCUUCAAAACAAGCGCAUGUUCAAACAAUUGAUAACACAAUUAGAUCAAACAGCUUGUUCAAUCUUGGAAGACCACAAAUUCAACCAUCUGAAUCCGGAUUCCAACAAGAGAGAUCAACAUCCAGAGUCCAAAUAUCAAGAAUUCCAACAUCAACCCAACCAGCUGGAGAUCUUCGAGAACAACCUGGAAGUAUCGAGAGACCUGAACUCAGAUCACCCGGACAUCGCGAACAAUCAAGAGUUCAAGAGCAAAGUGCAGCUUCAGAAACUAGAACUGGAUCACAGCAACAAGUUGUAGAAAGACAACAAAUUCCAAGAGUUCAAACUGUCAACGAACCAAGAUUCCAAGGAUCAAUUCAACAGCAAUCCCAAGGAAACACUCGUGCUGCUGAAGUUUCAACAUCUAUACAACAAACAUCAAGAUUACCAACUGCACAGAACAAUUUCGAAGCAUCUCGAUCUCCCGGACACCAACAAUCUAAUCAAUUCACACAUCCAACCAGAAUUCAAGAAAGUAAUCAACAACAAAGAUCGUUUGGACAACAACAAUCAGUAGAAACUAGAGUACAACCAACUCCAAAAUCUCCAGGACAUCAAGAAUUCUCCUCUUCUUCUAGACCUGAGAGUACAACAACAUUACCAAAAGUUCAUUCGCGAUUUAUCACAACUCGUAGUCCAAUGCCAAAUGCACAACAAGAAUUAUCUCGAUUCCAAAAUGUGCCACCACGUCAAAUCGAUCCAGUUCGUCCAGGUCGUUUCCAAUUUGAUCCGUCUCGUUACACAUUCUACAAUGGUGAUUAUUAUGGUCCAACUAUUCCCGGAAUUCGAGUUAAUCGAACUGAUGGAGUAUUUGUUCAAGGAGACGGAAGUGAUGCAGAAAGACAAGAAGCGAUCGAGGCAUUUGAGCAAUUCAAAAAACUCUCGAAAGGAUUCCAACAAGAAGCAGAAAAAUAUUUGGCUGGUCAAAAAAAUGGAAAACUUCAAGAAAGCGGAGGAUUCAUUUUAGGACAAGUCAGAAAUACUGGCAAAGGUAUUUUUUAGAGAAAAAAAUAAAUUGCACUCACUCACUGCACUAACACAUUACUUUUUGUUUCUUUGGUUUCUAUUCUUUUUGUUUCUAUCCACCACACACGUUCUUUUUCAGGACUCAACGACGAAUCUGAAGAGGAAGAAGUUCCAGAAGUUGAAGAACCAACACACGGACUUCGCCGCCCAGUUGCUCAUGGUGUUCCAAUUCAACCAACUGUUCCACUUGUUGUUCCAACAUACAGCUCUCCAAUCCCAGCUGUUCGUGGAGGAUCUCCACCAGGAUCCGAAGGUAAAGUCGAUUCACUUGAACCACUUGAGACAUUCGAACCUCAACCACCUGCACCAGCGACCACAAUUGUACCCCGACUUCCAAAUGUUGCACCACAACAAAGAAUUCAAGGUUUUGUUGUCACAACCACCACAACACGAGAAGUUCCACCCACAGUCACUUCCACAACUUCUACCACACAACAACCUUCUACCACUCAAGAACCAAGCACCACAACUUCUCAAGCUGAAGUUGACACUGAAGAACCAACAACUUUUGAAACUCGUCAACCAAUUAUUAAAGAGGUUGUUGAAGAAGAAUCAAAAUCACAAACUGUUGAUCUUGAAAAGUUUGUUCCACGUGCAAAAGCAGUUUCAGAAGAAUUUGAAAAUGAUAUUGCAUCUGGAGAAGGAUCAGGUAGUGAAUUCGAAGAAGAAGUUGAAGAGGUUACAGAAGUUGUGACAACCACAACAACUGAAGCUCCAAAACUCAAAAAAGUUGAAAUUAGACCAAGAGGUUUCACCACAACCACAGUCACACCUAGCACUGAACUUCCAAGCACCACAUCAUCACAAGUUUCCACAACUUCAACAAAUGAUUCCACAGAAAAUCAAACCACAGUCACAGAAUCCACAACAUCCACACAAGUUUCUGAUGAAACCGAAACUUCUCCCACUGCUCGUGUCAUAACCACCGAAGUUCCACAAUCCACUGAAGUUUCUGCCACUGAAGCUGUCACAACCACCACUGGAUCAGUUCCAACCACAUCCACAGUUGAAUCUGAUUUCGCAUUCAACAGUGAUGAAAUGGAUGAAAAUACUGAAUUAGUCGAAACUUCAGAUAAUAUUCGUGCUGCUGGAUCAAAAACUUUGGAAGCUGCCAAGGCUGUCGAAACCAAGAAAAUCGAAAAAGCCGAUAAUGGAGUUAGCCGUGUUGUUGAAGAAAUCAGCAUUGAUCAAAACUCAGGUACUUUCAAAACUCUCAUACGUAGAAAAAUUCAAAUUUUCCAGAGAUCGUUCAAAUUUUGAGCACAACUCCAAGCACUCCAGCUUUCGAGCCAAAGUUCGAUGGAAGAAUUGCUUGCGCUAUGCCACCAGAUGCCGGAACUUGCACAUCUUACAUUCCAAGAUGGUUCUUCAAUUCUCAAACUGGACAAUGUGAACAAUUCGCAUAUGGAUCAUGCGGUGGAAAUGAUAACAACUUUGUUGAUCGUAGCACUUGCGAGAGAAGAUGCAUGCCACGUAUGUAAAAAAAAUACAAAAUUCACAAAUAAAAAUGUAUAUUUCAGAUCACGUUAUUCUUGCUCAAGUCCCAGACCGUUGCUCAUAUGAAAAAGAUACUGGAAACGGUAAAGGAUACAAUGUCAAAUGGUACUUCAACAUGAAAAACUUGAGAUGCGAGCAAUUUGUUUUCGAAGGACUCGGAGGAAAUUCCAACCAAUUCGAAACUCUUUCCGAAUGUGAACGUAUUUGCACACCAGCUGCUAAUAGAGGACCACUGCCAAGUGAAGUUCAACAAACAACUCCAGUUGUUAUUCACCCAGAAGUCAGCGAAGAAGAAUACGACGAUGAAGAAGAACCAAUGGUUUUGCCAGGAGGACUUCCACCAACUCUUCAAUUCCGUGAAAAUGUUCAACUUCCACCAUUGGUCGCUGCUGAAGUUGUUACUCAAACUGUUCCACUCCCAGAAACAUCAGCUGGUACAACGACUUCAACUGCUGCACCAGCUGUUGUCACUUCAACUGCUUUUGCUCCAACUCAUCAACCAUCAAACCCAAUUAUCCCAGCUCUUCAAACUGUUCCACUUCCACCAGUUCCAGAGAUCACACAAACAGUUCAAGAAAUCACCUCGACAACCACAUCUACCUCAACCACAACUCAAGCCCCAACAACAGUUACAACUGCUCCACCAGCCAGUGAACCACGUCCACCAGCCGCUCACGCUGCCAAGACUGUAGUUCCAGAAGAAAAACCAACAUACAAAGCUGAACCAGUUUUGGGAAGACAACAAAUUCCAACUGCAAAUGAGGGACAACCACUUGUUGGAGCUUCACCAAAGGAAACUGUCAAUUAUCAAACUGGAGAAGUUCGUGGAGCUGUCAAGGCCUCAGGAAUCAGAAGUUUCAAUGCUGAUGAGAACAAGAUCAGUGCCAAUAUUUUCAACAACAACAACGGAGCUUCAUCAAAUGGACUUCCAGCUUGUGCCAACGGAAGACAAGAAAUCAGAUACGCUGAUGGAAGACCAAUUAUGUGUUUGCCAGGAAAGAAUCAAUGCCCAGAAAAAUCAUCAUGUUAUUUCAAUGGAAUUGAUUUCGCUUGUUGUCCUGAUGAGGAAGAUCCAUAUGAUAAACACGUUUUUGGAGGAUACAAUGGAGAAGAAACCAAGAAUGGUUACAAAGUUUUCGGAGGACUCAACAUCAGAAGAUUAAUGGAUGAAGUUCCACUUCGUCAAAAACGUCAAGCUGCUUUCAACAUUGAUUCAGUCGUUGCUCCACUCCGAUUCGAUGCCGAGAAACCACGAACAGUUCAUCGUGCUCUUCACAUGAAACCAAAGAACUCUGUUCCACGUCAAGGUGCCAAUCCAUUGUGUAUUCAACCAGUUGUUAAAGGAUCAUGCCAAGAAGCUCAUCUUCGUUAUUUCUACGAUAGAAUGAGUGACUCAUGCAGACUCUUUGAAUAUUCUGGAUGUGAUGGAAAUGCCAACAACUUUGGAUCUCUUGAAGAUUGUCAACGUCUCUGUGUUCUCGAUAUCAAAAACAUUCAAAACGGACGUGUUGCCACAACCACAGUUGAUCCAGUUGUCGCUGUUCAAGAAGACGAGAAACUUGCACCAGGACAAUGUCCAGGAGGACGUUCUCCACUCGGAGGAGCAUCACCAGUUCUUUGCGGAAACACCACUGAAUCAAUCGGAUGUCCAACAUCUUAUUACUGCCGACGUGGACCACCAGAUGUUUGUUGCCCAGGAACCGAUCCAAAACUUUUGCGUAAGUUCCAUUUUUUUUUUUGAAUUUUUUUUUUCAAAACAAAAUAUCAAUUUUCAGAACAACCAGAAGAUAUUGUUAAAGAUCAAGUCCGCGGUGUUGUAAAGAAUGAAUCACACAUGCCACGUGGAUUCAAUCGUCAAAUUUUCCUCUCAACUCCAAAAUACAUGUGCCCAGAUGCAGCUGACCCAUUAAUACUUGAAGAUGGUGAACCAAUGUUGUGUGGAAGUGGAUUUGAUGGUGUUAAGAUGUGUCCAAAGGGAUACUAUUGUGCUAUUGAUUCAGCUAGAAACUGUACGUUUCAACCAUAAAAGGUUAAAUAGAAUCUGACAAUCAAUAUUUGUUUCAGCAAGACUCUGUUGUCCAAUGUUUGGAGAUGCUCAAAGAAUCGCAUCGGAAGAAAUGUUCGCUCAAAGACUUUCUCUUGUUGAAACCACAACUAGCAGAAGACCACAACCAGUCGAAGAACAAGUUGAAGAAGAAGAUGAAGAAGAAGAGGAGGAGGAAGGAGAAGAAUUCUUGGCACAUUUGCAAAUGAAACCAAAUAAGCCAAAGGAUACUGUAGAGGAACUUGGUAAGCAAUCAACAGUCAUGUAUAAACCCCAACUAAAUGAUUUUUCAGCCAAAUCAUCUCCAAUUGCUGCUGAUACCAAUUCAGAAGGAGGAGUUUCUAUCGAUCUUGGAGCUGAUGAAAAACCACACAUUGAAGAAGAAGUUACAACAACAACAGUUCAACCAAUUCAGAUUCAAGACAAAUCAGUUUGCCAAAUCAAACCAUCAGAAGGACGAGUUUGUACUGAAGCUGAAGUUUCAACACGAACAAAUCUACAAUAUUUCUACUCGCCAAAAGACAAUCGAUGCAAACUUUUCUUCUUCCGUGGAUGCGGUGGAAACAUGAAUAGAUUUGAAAAGAAGGCCGACUGUGAAGCGUUGUGCCUCUAA
Molecule: messenger RNA, 9562 nt
Organism: Caenorhabditis angaria
Lineage: Eukaryota; Metazoa; Nematoda; Chromadorea; Rhabditida; Rhabditidae
Source: the annotation of a GenBank genome assembly